Scleropages formosus (Asian bonytongue) is the source of this 2108-nucleotide messenger RNA. RefSeq names its product Mdm1 nuclear protein (gene saxo6). Gene Ontology annotation, biological process: negative regulation of centriole replication. Gene Ontology annotation, molecular function: microtubule binding. Bases 75 to 2072 code for a protein of 665 amino acids. The transcript has 14 exons. The record is from RefSeq and is a predicted model, not a curated record. Lineage: Eukaryota; Metazoa; Chordata; Actinopteri; Osteoglossiformes; Osteoglossidae.
CAGUCCGCGUGGCAGUUACGCACUUCACACAUCACUUCCACGGGCACCUGUGCGCUUUGCGCUUGUUUUUAAAAAUGCCGGUUCGUUUUAAGGGUGUGAGUGAGUAUCAGAAGAAGUUCAAAGGUCAAACUGCACAGUCCGGAGGAGCAUCUUUUCAUCCUGGGACGCGACAAGCGGGCCUUCGCUCAGACCAGCUAGGAAUCACAAAGGAGCCCCAGUUUCUUUCCAAGAAGAAGGUCCCCUUACACAGACCCCAGGUCUCUAGAUCCCUGGAGUGUAAGGAGCUAGUAGAUCCACAGUGGCAUCCACAAGAUUUGGAAGUCCAUAGGCCGAGCCCUCCUCUUGCAGAGACCCCUGAAAGACCAGGCAAUUCACGAGAACCUCAGGCCUCUCUUGCCUCUAGGGGUCUCCAACCUCCAGAAAUCCUGUCUACACACCACGCACUAGAUGCCUUACCCCAUCUCACUCCUCCAGAGCCUGAGGAACCUAAACAGCUGCCUGGUCCCAAAGCUUCAAGUGACAAGUUUGAGGCUGCUCAGAAUGGGGUUCAUCGUGGGCUGAGGACUAGAGCAGGGUUCAGGACCAAGGACCACAAAGGUGGGCUGUACAGUUCAGAGUACCAGCGGCAGUUCCUGUGGAAGGCCCCUGCUGUGAGCUCCCCCCUUCUGGCUGCCGAGCAGAAUGAAAGGAGGAGAAAGGAGAAGAUGAAAAAAAAGAAGCAGCACUCAAGGAAGGGCAGCCUCCAGAAUGGGUUGCUGCAGCAGCCCACCCCCCCUCGCAGCGGAUACCAUUCAGACGUUGAGCUGUUAGAGGACAGGAAAUUAAAGACAGAGUACAACUCCAACUACCGCUCGCCACUGCAAUACAGGUACAAGGAUGGGAUCUGGAUGAAGGCCCGUACAGCAGGAGACGAGGGGCGUGACAGUAACCAUAGUCACAUGUGGUAUGAAGAGGUGCGUGAACUAAGGGAGAAGGCUGAGGCAUACAGGAAGAGGGCAUGGGGCACUCACUUCUCCAGGGACCAUCUCAGUCAGAUCUUGUCUGAGCACAACCAGUUGUGGGAAGCCUCAACCACCUCAUCUGCUGUGAUGGACCUGCAUGGUAGCAGCCCCUUGCAUGCCCUGGACCUGGCUAGUGUAAGGAGCAGUGCAGGAUCCAGGACCUCCGUAUCCUCUGUAGCCAGCCAGAGGAACUCUGUGGGGGAUGGAAUGGAUCAGGGGCUCCAUGACGUUGCCACCUUGCCAGUGCAGAAAAGGCUAGCCUGGGAGGAUGCAACCAAAGGGGAUGGGCCAGAGUUAAAGAGCCAGCUGGAGAGAGAACAGGAGAAGGAGAAGCAACACAGUGAGAAGCAGGAAGAGGAGGUGAUUAACAAGCAGGACACAGACAAUGAGGUGAGAGCACCAGGAAUACAGCAUCUGUCCUUAGAGUCCAUCUCAGAUACAUCAAGAGAUGAGGGAAGAGUGCCUACCCCAAAACUGAAGACCAUUGCUGUGGUCCCAAGAACCCACCAUGACCUCACCACCCCAGUGACUGGGGGUGCAAUUCUGGUCUCACCUCUGAAGUUAAAGGACCCCCAGAGCAAUUUCCAAAGGAGCGAGACCCCCCUGGGCAGAGCCUUCAAGCAUGUGUCCCAGACCUCCAUCCAUCAGGAACCUGGGAGGGUUGAUGACAGCGGCUCAGUCCAGGUCUCCCCAGCUGUAGGACUGUCCACACUGGACCCCAUCCCGCUGAGAGAGGAUUUCUUGGAGACUGAACUACAUCCUGAGGACCCACCAGCUCCAUGCCAUGACAGGUCAUUCCAGAAACACAAUGGAUGUGGUCCUUCCCAUCUCAGUAUCACUGCACCGGCUGUUCGCAUUCAGGGAAAACUCAGGGACCCGGAAUUCCAGCAUAAUGGUAACUUAGGACUCAGAAGGUCAGAGCUAUUUGCUUUCCCAUCCACUGACUUGGCCACCUCAGAAGAUGACAGGAUGUCGCUGAUCUCAUCCAUGUCGGCAGCAUCAUGCUCAUUUGCCUCCCAGGUGCUAGCCCGUGCCCAGAAGAGGAAAGAAGAUUUCUGGGGCAAGAACUAGUACCCAAAGACCUCUAACCUCACCCAUAAAGUGACA